AUGAAUUCGGUUUUCCUUACACUGCGAAGGCAUUCAUAUUCAGGAGCUUCUCUAAGUUGCUCUGAACAAGCUCUUCAAAUUUUAUGCCUCAUAGUCAAGGCCACACAAUAUGAACUGUUGAGUUUGAAGAAGAUCACAACGGUGAAAAAUUGUGAAGCAAUUGAGGUAGAUGGAUUUAUGAACUACAGAUUCAAGAUAGUAAGAGGAAAUAAUAAUAAAGAAUUUGAAUUCACAUUUGUUGAUUUGCCUUUGAUGAAUCCAAAUGAUUGGAUUGUUCAGUUCAACAUUUUGUUAACAGAAAAGACAAACUAUGCAAAUCAACUAUAUCACUUAAAGAAGAUGAUUAUAUCAUAUCUCAUGGAGUUUUGUAAUGUGGAUGUGGAGGUGGCUAGUGUAUUUCAGAAGAAUACAACUAUGAAACCAUCUAAGUAA
Lactuca saligna is the source of this 432-nucleotide messenger RNA. NCBI's taxonomy places the organism in Eukaryota, Viridiplantae, Streptophyta, Magnoliopsida, Asterales, Asteraceae. The record is from the annotation of a GenBank genome assembly.